ACAACGCCAGAGAUAAUAGCAAACACUUGUUAUAGUCCACUGAGUUGUGUCAGCUCAUAAGGAAGGAGAUCCAGAUGUUACCAGGCUUCUUUGUGAGCACUGGAUCCAUGCUGAUUUACAUAUUAGACGGGGAAUAUCUGACUGGGCGCUGUGACCUCGUGCUUUCAUUGUGUGUCUGACAUCACAUGAGAAAUGAAGCGCGCAGGAGCUCAGCGUGCAGAACUCUGUGAGAGCAGCGAGAGAAGAAGCACUGCACGCCAACACAUGACAAACCACCGGGGUUAAACACCAGACGGGAUCCGUGUUCAUCAUCAUGGGGAUGGACCGGCGGCGGAGAGCUUCGCUCGCGCUCACCUUGAACUUCUUCGCGCUGAUCCUCGCCAUAUCCGCGCUGACCACCAGCUACUGGUGCGAGGGGAACCGGAAAGUUGUCAAGCCCUUCUGUACCGGACCGGUGACCGUCAAACAGACGCACUGCAUUAGAUACAACAGCUCGAACAUCAACGACAGCCGGCUGGUUCAGUAUAUCUGGGAGACCGGCGAGGAUAAGUUUGUUCUGAGGAAGUUCCACACCGGGAUCUGGUUCUCCUGCGAGCAGAACGUCGACCUUGUCGGUGAGAAAUGUAGAAGCUUCAUAAACGUGGCUCCUCCUCAUGAGAGAGGUGUUUUGUGGCUCUGCAUCGUAGCCGAGUGUCUCUACAUCUUACUGCUGGCCACCGGAGGAAUCCUCAUGUCCAUCGAGGUCUGCCAUUUUGGAAACGUCAUCGAUGGACUGAAACUGAAUGCCUUUGCUGCCAUAUUCACAGUCCUGUCAGGUCUUCUCGGUAUGGUAGCACACAUGAUGUUCACCACAGCGUUCCAGCUGACCGUCAGUCUGGGCCCGGAGGACUGGAAGCCACAGAACUGGGACUACAGCUGGUCUUACAUCUUGGCUUGGAGCUCCUUCACCGCCUGCAUGGCCUCCUCCGUCACCACCAUCAACAGAUACACUAAGACUAUUCUGGAGUUCAAACACAAGCGAAGGAACAUUGAGAAGAACCUGAAGAUCAAGCAGAAGCUGCUGGACCUGGACUCUCCGGACCAGGUGUGGGACAUGUACAUCAGCUCCGUCCCCAGCACGGCCGAGGAGUUUCUGGACCUGUCCAGUUCUGGACGCAAGCUCUCCGCCAACUCAGUCUUCCUGGACCUCAACGACCUGCCGUCUCCACAAGGAGAGGAGUACUGCUGAAGCCGGUCAUCAUCUACAUCACGCUCUUCUAGUGUCAUUCACAGACUCUGACAGCCGUGGAAGCUUUGAUUGGAGGUGAUGGCGUUGAGAUUAUAUAACUGUUGCAUAAUGUUUGGUUUGAUGUUGUGCUGUUGUCUGAAGGUGACGCUGUGAGUUUUAGUUUGUUGUUAAUGUGCUGCUGACAUUGUAUGCGUAAAACGUAUUCUGGAACCAGACCUGCGAUGAAUGAACGACUUUCCUCAAUCCUAGAGAAUAAAAUGUGACACAAGGCAUUUUUAAAAACUAACCAUUGAAAUUGCAUUAGAAAUAUUCCCAUUUUCUAAGAGCCACCUCACUCAUUCAGUAGGAAAAAAAAGUAUUUUUGUGAAAACUGCCUGUUGCUUUAGAUUUUCCCUCUGCUGUAUUAUGAAGUCAUUUUCAAAUCAAUCCUGAGGGUCUUUUUUUCUAGAUCGCUUCUAAUGAGACACAAAUUACAUUGCUGAGUGCCUUUGUUUGUUCUAUCGAUCUUGGUUCUUUAACCGUAGCAUGCGAAAUCCUGGAACUGUUUAUUUUAUAGCCUAUUUGAUCAUCCAUAAUAAUCUCAACACAUAUCAAAUUAUGUAAGUAUUGCUAUUUCAUUUAGCUCUGUUUUAUUAACUCAUCAGCUCUAAAAUAUAAAUGGAAAAUUUAGUUUUUAAUUGUUAAUCAUUUUGCGUUCUGUAGAGUGCAAAGAUCUAUAUGUGUCUGUGAAAAGAACAAGAAUUUAAUUCUAGAUUAAAGCGUGUGCAAAUGUUUGGGAUAAAAGAAGUGACUUUACUGUGGGACGCGGUGUUGUUCUGUUUAGGAUGGAAGAACAUGAUUCAUGAGGUCAAGUUACUUAAAUUCCUUAAGAUUAAAUCACUUAUCAAUUUAUCCAUUCAUUUAUGAACCGUCUAAAGAGUCUUUGUACUGCCAAAAUAAACUGUUUACAUUGUAUGUGCAAUAAUGAAUGAAACAUAUACAUUAGAUCAAUUAUACUUUUUUACAAUAAUGUACACUGACCAACUCCUUCUAGACUAAAGGUGUAAAAUGCAUGUCAGCGUAUGUCAGAUUGGUCAUGUUUAAUUUGAUAUUUUGUGUUCUCUCAUAAGUGAGCUGUUUGCUUUGGUAGCUUGUUGUUUUUAUUCACUGGAUUCCUUUGACUUUAUGUUGAUGAAAUGUGUAUUAAGUCUUCUACAAAAAGUAAUAACUAUAUUAAAUCAAUGCAUUAUAAUAAUAAUGAUAAUAAUAAAGACAACCUUUAU
Onychostoma macrolepis is the source of this 2490-nucleotide messenger RNA. It is a transcript of the gene gsg1l2b, whose product is annotated as gsg1-like 2b. Lineage: Eukaryota; Metazoa; Chordata; Actinopteri; Cypriniformes; Cyprinidae. Gene Ontology annotation, cellular component: plasma membrane. The record is from RefSeq and is a predicted model, not a curated record.